Messenger RNA from Rosa rugosa (rugosa rose), 589 nucleotides. RefSeq lists its product as uncharacterized. Lineage: Eukaryota; Viridiplantae; Streptophyta; Magnoliopsida; Rosales; Rosaceae. The coding region runs from base 45 to 488 and encodes 147 amino acids. The transcript is spliced from 3 exons. The record is from RefSeq and is a predicted model, not a curated record.
CAAACUCUGUCACCCAUAUCUUGAUCCAUUCGGAUCUAGAUCGGAUGGAUCAAGAUCGAUGGUGGAAGAGCUGGGGGAGGCCAUACCAACUUUGGAUUUUACCUAAUUUCUCUCCAUCCUCACUGCUCAUCUCUUUCAUCAAGCGUUUCCAGCUCUUUUCUCACCCUUGUGGUGAUUUUAUUACCCUAUGUGGUCAAAAUUCAAUCAACCCCACAACAAGUCUCUUCUCUCUACCCAGAACCUCCAAGAGGGUCCUUAUGGAUGCGUUUAUAAAGUGCAAAUCACUUACUUUGGCGAGUAUGGGUGCUCACACAUGGUUUUUCACCCCCCAUUUUCUUGUUCUGGUUCUAUGUCCUGGAUCUCAGAUCCUUGCCGGCUGCCAUGGUUUCUCCUUGGUCUUGUUGGAGGAGAAACUGAUGCUUUGGUACCUCGGCGACAAUGCGUGGCUUAGGGCACAAACUGGAUGGCAACAGAUAGGGUUUCGGUAGUGGGAUGGGCCUUUUAUUGGGCCUAUGUUUUAGCUUUUAUUGUUUUUAGGAUUAAUUUUCUGAUACUGGCUCUUUUGGAGCCCAAGAGAAAAUAAAAGGAA